GAAAGCCCCACAGCACUGGCGGCUCCGAACGGAUUCAGCUCUCAGGAAUGUACAAUGUUCGAAAAGGGAAAAUACAUUUGCCAGUCAACAGAUGGACAAGACGCCAAGCUAUCCUUUGUGGAACAUGCCUAAUUGUCUCAUCAGUAAAAGAAAGCCAGACUGGAAAGAUGCAUGUCCUCCCUUUAAUUGGUGGAAAAGUAGAAGAAGUGAAAAAGCACCAGCACUGUUUAGCAUUUAGCUCCUCUGGACCUCAAAGCCAGACCUACUACAUUUGUUUUGAUAACUUCACUGAAUAUUUGCGAUGGCUUCGACAAGCUUCAAAGGUUGCAUCACAGCGCAUAAGCUCAGUAGAUCUUUCAUGCUGCAGCCUGGAGCACCUGCCUGCCAACCUGUUUUAUAGCCAAGACCUCACUCAUCUCAAUUUAAAGCAGAACUUCCUGAGGCUAAACCCUAGCCCAUCCACAAGUAGAGCGCUUAGUGAAUUACAAAGAUUCACCAAGUUGAAGAGCCUUAACCUUUCCAAUAAUAAUUUAGGAGACUUCCCACUGGCAGUCUGCAGUAUCCCAACCCUGACUGAACUCAACGUGUCCUGCAAUGCCCUCAGAAGUGUUCCAGCAGUUGUAGGCGAGAUGCACAACUUGCAGACAUUUUUGCUGGAUGGCAACUUUCUCCAGUCCCUUCCUGACGAAUUGGAGCAUAUGCAUCAACUCAGCUACGUGAGUCUGUCCUUCAACGAGUUCACCAACAUUCCAGGGGUGCUGGAGAAGCUGACUGCUAUGGAUAAGCUCUGUAUGUCAGGAAACUGCAUGGAUACCCUGAACCUACAGGUGUUAAAAAGGAUGCCUCAUGUUAAACAUAUAGAUCUAAGAUUGAAUUCAAUUAGGAGAUUGGAGUCCAAUGAAACAGAUUUUCUGCAUCACGUGACCCAGUUGGAUCUCAGAGACAACAAACUUGGGGAGCUGGAUGCAACAGUUUUUAACAAUGUCGAAGUGUUACACUGUGAACGGAAUCAACUGGUAACCCUCAAAAUCAGUGGAUAUUUUCUCAAAGCGCUGUACGCUUCCUCGAAUG
This is a messenger RNA of Antrostomus carolinensis (chuck-will's-widow), 1071 nucleotides long. Its product is annotated as PH domain leucine-rich repeat-containing protein phosphatase 1-like. Gene Ontology annotation, molecular function: protein binding. The annotation marks the transcript as partial. The transcript has 6 exons. NCBI's taxonomy places the organism in Eukaryota, Metazoa, Chordata, Aves, Caprimulgiformes, Caprimulgidae. The record is from RefSeq and is a predicted model, not a curated record. Gene Ontology annotation, cellular component: cytoplasm.